Molecule: messenger RNA, 618 nt
Organism: Babesia sp. Xinjiang
Lineage: Eukaryota; Apicomplexa; Aconoidasida; Piroplasmida; Babesiidae
Gene: emp24
Product: Endosomal protein P24B
Exons: 3
Coding region: 1-618 (205 amino acids)
Biological process (GO): Golgi organization; endoplasmic reticulum to Golgi vesicle-mediated transport; intracellular protein transport
Cellular component (GO): endoplasmic reticulum-Golgi intermediate compartment; COPII-coated ER to Golgi transport vesicle; Golgi apparatus
Source: RefSeq, a predicted model, not a curated record
AUGGCCUGUGGGAUUAUAUUCAUCGCAGCCUUCGUGCUAGCUACGCUGGGACCCGUCCAGGGCACGCAGAUGGACCUAGAAGGCGAAGAGACACGUUGUUUUAUCGCCUUUGCCAGCAAAAAUGAGCGUAUGACAGGCUCUGCAGUGUCUGUUCCAGAGGAAUACGCUGUACGACCCUUUAUUUACAAGGUAGAAGGGCCCACCUCGCAACCGUCUACCAUCCCGGCGUUUGCAAUCACAAACAACCAGUUCGAGUACAAGGUGCCGGAAAGUGGCCACUAUGCCUUGUGUCUCUCUAACAAAUCUCACACAAAGAACACGGUGAUAUUCAACUACAGGAUAGAGACAGGAAUUAACAGGGAUCUAUCUUCUUUGUCCACUGUUGAUGAUGCUAACAAUGUGCUCAAGUUUGCGGAACAGCUACUUGAAAAUACGCAUAUUAUUGUCGAUCGUACGGAGGCAUACAGCUCACGCGAACAAUUAUAUUCGCAAAUAAUCGAGGACAUGAACUCCAGGAUCAUCAGAUGGUCUAUUUGCCAGAUGAUCUUCCUUGUUUGCAUAUGUUUUUUCCAAAUAUACUACAUCAGCUCAUUUUUCGAGGUCAAGAGCUUCGUCUAA